ACUGAGCUGCUGAGCGGAGAGGUUCAUAUAAGAUGUCAGGAUGUCGCUGUCUAUUUCUCCAUGGAGGAGUGGGAGUAUUUAGAAGAACACAAGGAUCUGUACAAGGACGUCAUGAUGGAGAAUCACCAGUCCCUCACAUCACCGGGUGAAUAUUGGAUGAAAGACUUCCAUCGACAUUUCCAUUUAUCUUUCUAUAAUGAAGCAGAAAAUAACACCAUGCAAGCUAAUUCAACAACUCCUAAUGUACCCUCAGUCCUUCACAGCGGAGAUCUAUCCUCCGACAUUGCAGGUCACAAGAUGCCUUUGUCUAAUCAGUCACUGAUUUUCAAACAAAUAACUGGACAUCACUGGUCUAAUCUUGCUAUGCAUGAGAGAAAUCAAAGACCUAAAAGGGCAUUUUUAUGUUCAGAAUGUGGGAAAUAUUUUAACCAAAAAUCGGAUCUUGAUAGACACCAGAGAAUUCACACAGGAGAGAAACCAUUUUCAUGUUCUGAAUGUGGGAAAUGUUUUAGUCGGAAAUUAUCUCUUGUAGAACAUCUAAGAAUUCACACAGGAGAGAAGCCGUUUUCAUGCUCAGAAUGUGGAAUAUAUUUUACCCAUAAAUCAGCUCUGCUUCAUCAUCAAAGAACUCAUACAAGAGUGAAGCCAUUUUUAUGUUCAGAAUGUGGGAAAUGUUUUAGUCAAAAAUUGGAUCUUGAUAGACAUAAGAGAACUCACACAGGGGAGAAGCCAUUUUCAUGUCGGGAAUGUGGGAAAUGUUUUAGUCAGAAAUCAUCUCUUGUGGAACAUCUAAGAAUUCACACAGGAGAGAAGCCAUUUUCAUGCCCAGAAUGUGGAGCUCGUUUUACCUAUAAAACAGAUCUUCUUCGUCAUCAGAGAACUCACACAAGAGAGAAGCCAUAUUCAUGCUCAGAAUGUGGGAAAUGUUUCAGUCAAAAAUUGGAUCUUGAUAGACAUUGGAAAACUCACACGGGAGAGAAACCUUUUUUAUGUCCUGAAUGCGGCAAGUGUUUUAGUCAGAAAUCAUCUCUUGUAGAACAUUUAAGAAUUCACACAGGAGAGAAGCCGUUUUCAUGCUCAGAAUGUGGAUCCUGUUUUACCCAUAAAUCAGCUUUGCGUCAUCAUCAGAGAACUCACAAAAGAGAGAAGCCAUUUUCAUGCACAGAAUGUGGGAAAUGUUUUAUUCGAAAAUCAGAUCUUGAUAGACAUCAGAGAAUUCACACAGGGGAGAAACCAUUUUUAUGUCCUGUAUGUGGUAAAUGUUUUAAUCAGAAAUCGUCUCUUGUGGGACAUCUAAGAAUUCACACAGGAGAGAAGCCGUUUUCAUGCUCUCAAUGUGGAAAAUGUUUUAGCCUGAAAGUGGGUCUUAUUAGACAUCAGAGAACUCAUACAGGAGAGAAACCAUUUUCAUGUUCAGAAUGUGGGAAAUGCUUUAGUCUGGAAUCGAGUCUUGUUAGACAUCAGAGAACUCACAUGGGGGAGAAGCCAUUGUAAUGAUCAGAGCGAGAAACCAUUGUAAUGAUGAUCAGAUCUCAUACAUAAAUUGGACUUGCAACUAUUUAGCAUAUUAUUAUUUAUGUAGAUUUUUGUCAUGUAACUGCAUCAUUACUAU
Bufo bufo (common toad) is the source of this 1612-nucleotide messenger RNA. Its product is annotated as gastrula zinc finger protein XlCGF26.1-like. The record is from RefSeq and is a predicted model, not a curated record. Gene Ontology annotation, biological process: regulation of immune system process; negative regulation of transcription by RNA polymerase II; regulation of cytokine production. The coding region runs from base 61 to 1494 and encodes 477 amino acids. The transcript has 3 exons. Lineage: Eukaryota; Metazoa; Chordata; Amphibia; Anura; Bufonidae.